This is a messenger RNA of Rangifer tarandus platyrhynchus (Svalbard reindeer), 225 nucleotides long. The record is from the annotation of a GenBank genome assembly. NCBI's taxonomy places the organism in Eukaryota, Metazoa, Chordata, Mammalia, Artiodactyla, Cervidae.
AUGGGCCAGAGGAAAAUCUCGCAGGACGUGAAGCGGGGGGGGGGGGGCCGCUCGGAGGCGCCGGGGGACACCUGCCGCCUCCCGGGGAGUCUUCGGGCGCCCUCGACGACGGCCGCGGGGCAGGGGACGCAGGUCUCGGCAGGUGGACCCCCGCCCCUCACCGGCGCCCCAGCCGGCCUCUCCCACCCUGGCUUAGGGACCCCCCCCGACCCCCAGAUCUCGUAA